AUGGCAAAGGUGCUUGACAGUCUGCUGGACGAUCGUCUCGAAAGUUAUUUGCACUUGCACGACGCACAGUUCGGGUUUCGUUCCAAACUUUCAACUGAGAGUGCGGUUCUGACUCUCAAACAUACGGUUCGCUACUACACUGAAAGACCAACGCCAGUGUACGCUUAUUUUCUCGACCUCUCCCGUGCUUUCGACCUGGUAUCGUGUGAUGUUUUGUGGGACAAGCUUCGAGAUAGAGAUGUACCAGCGGAGUUGUUGCGUAUAUUUCAAUACUGGUAUCAUAAUCAAGUGAACUACGCGAGGUGGGCUAAUAAGGUCUCAGACUCCUUCAAAUUACAGUGUGGAGGGUCGGCUGUCGCGUGCAUGACGUCAGCGUCAAUAACAUCAGUAACGCGGAUGACAUGA
Molecule: messenger RNA, 405 nt
Organism: Hyposmocoma kahamanoa
Lineage: Eukaryota; Metazoa; Arthropoda; Insecta; Lepidoptera; Cosmopterigidae
Exons: 1
Coding region: 1-405 (134 amino acids)
Source: RefSeq, a predicted model, not a curated record